Molecule: messenger RNA, 927 nt
Organism: Vicia faba (fava bean)
Lineage: Eukaryota; Viridiplantae; Streptophyta; Magnoliopsida; Fabales; Fabaceae
Source: the annotation of a GenBank genome assembly
AUGGAAGACUUCUGGAAGAGAGCAAAGACAUUCGCCGAAGACGCGGCGAAGAAAUCACAAUCUCUAACCACUUCCUCCGCCACCGCCAGAAUCGCCGAUCUCGUCUCCGAAACCACCAAGAAAUCGAAGGAACUCGCCGCCGAGGCUUCUAAGAAAGCAGAAGAGAUCAAAACCGCUGCUCUCCGUCAGGCUGACCAGAUCAAGUCGUUCUCGGAUACCAUUUCCAUUCCUCCUCAAUUCUCCGCAAUUGCCGCCGCCGCGGCAACCGCCACCGCAACUGCCACUUCUGCCGCACUUCCUUCUGCUCCUCAGGAACAAGACCUCCAGAGAUUCGGCGUCACCGAUGAUCUCAGAUCCUUUGUCCAGGGCCUCACUUCCACAACCUUCAAACACUUUCCUGUCAAUUCCGAUGAAUCUGAAUUUGAGGCUUCUGAUGUGCCUACUUCGGCCUCUAAUGUUCGAAAGGAUCUCAACGAGUUUCAGGAGAAGCAUGCCAAUCUUGUUUUAACUACUGUUAAGGAAAUUUCAAGGUUGAGAUACGAACUAUGCCCACGUGCUAUGAAGGAAAGACACUUUUGGAGGAUAUAUUUCACACUUGUCAACACUCAUGUGGCUCCUUAUGAGAAGCAAUAUAUGGAAGCGCUGAGAGAAGCAGCAAAGCGGAGUGAAGAUCCUAAGGUAGAGCAAACUGAUGUUGGUGAAGGAAGUGGAAAGGCCGAAGUAACAGGGAAGCUUCUAAAGAGUAAAUCUUCUAAUGCAUCCUCUAUUGAGCAAGACUUGGAUACAUUUCUUCUUGGAGAUCUUGAAGACAGUGAUGGAGCUCCAGAUGAUGGUGAGGGCAGCUUUGAUGACGAUUUUGACAAGAUUGGCAAUUCUGAUGUUGAAGAUGAGAAGCAUGAAAGAAGAACAUCUGCAGCAACAGUUUAG